Messenger RNA from Patiria miniata (bat star), 546 nucleotides. Its product is annotated as E3 SUMO-protein ligase ZBED1-like. Gene Ontology annotation, biological process: regulation of transcription by RNA polymerase II. The transcript is spliced from 3 exons. Lineage: Eukaryota; Metazoa; Echinodermata; Asteroidea; Valvatida; Asterinidae. Gene Ontology annotation, cellular component: nucleus. The coding region runs from base 1 to 546 and encodes 181 amino acids. The record is from RefSeq and is a predicted model, not a curated record. Gene Ontology annotation, molecular function: protein dimerization activity.
AUGGGCGAGUUAGUUAAGUGCCUCAAACCUCUUCAGGUUGCAACAACAGUGCUGUCAGCGGAGAAGAAUGUUAGCGCCUCUAUCGUCCAUCCAAUUAUUAGAGGUUUGGUGAGGAACCACAUGGAGCCGCUAGAAGCCGACUCUGCACCUAUUACUGAGUUCAAGAUAGUAGUGGCCAGGGAUCUCGAGCAUAGAUUCUGCUCUGAGGGAGCGAAAGAACCACCAGCAAAGAAGACCAAAGAAGCAUCUGGCAAGGACUUUUUACUUGGAACCAGCGGAGCCAGUGAAAAAUCCAAUGUCGAUGUGGCUGCAGUUGCUCAGUCAGAGUUUGAUAUGUACAUGCGUAGUCCCCCACUGGACAAUGAGACAGACCCCAUGAACUGGUGGCGAGAUAACAGUAAGCUUUUCCCAACUCUGUCAAGGCUAGCACAGAAGUUCCUCGCCAUCCCUGCAACCUCAGUACCCUCGGCUGCUGGGAACAUUGUCAAUAGCAAGAGAAGUCUCCUACUUCCAGAAAAUGUCAAUAGGUGUUCCUUAACAAGAUGA